GCAGCGGCAAUCAAGAGCACCCAGCAGCACUGCACGCACCACGCAGCAGAAAGAGAGACACCUGGCGGGAGCUUUGGCAGGAAAAAGGAAUCCCCAUCUAUCUCCAUCAUCGCCCUCACGACUUCGACCUCGACCUGCCGAACCACGACACGACACGAAACGACGCGACAACACCCGCCAACGACGCCUCACUCAACGACUACCUCCUCCUCUCGCGACGGGUCGGAUCGUGCCCCGCAGCCAGUUCCUGCAGCCCGCCAUCCAUCCCGGAGCUUGUCCGACACGCUUCCCACCCCAACGCCGCUCGCUCUCGAUGCACCCGCCCAAUUGAACAGGCGCGCCGCGAUGGGCCCGAAUGCUGGCAACGGAGUGGGAGGCAUGGACCUGGGGCCCAUGAUGCAGGGCAACGGCUCCAACCUGCCCCAGGCCACCGAGUACACCCUGCAGGGCGUCAUGCGCUUCCUGCAGACCGAAUGGCACCGCCACGAGCGCGACAGGAACGCCUGGGAGAUUGAGAAGCAGGAGAUGAAGGGCCGCAUCGCCAACCUCGAGGGCCAGGCGCGGAGGGCCGAUGCCACCCAGCGCGCCCUCAAGAAGUACGUCUCGAUUCUCGAGCGCAAGGUCAAGGACCAGGCCGCGCAGCUCAAGGGCACGGCCGCCACCGAUUCCGCCGAAGCUGCGAAGAACGACCGCGCUGCGAAGAUUCAGGAGAAGCUACGAUCUUCCCUGGAGAGCCACCCGAUACCCGGCGUAGACGGCAUCGAUGGCGAAAAGAUCGACCGAGGCGGCGACGAAGAAGGCCAGCGACAGGAUCUCAAGACCUUCCUCGACCAGUGCCAAUCCGAAUUUAUGUAUCUGAUGAUCGCCCCGGCGAACCCCCAACCACCACGCGACUCCCCUCAACUCCCUAUGAUUGAGGAUCUGCGGGAAGUGGAAGCAUAUGGCGUGCCGGCUCCUCAACCUAUGGAGAGGGAGUUUCAGCUCCCUUCGAGGCCGGCACAGAACCACGUUCAGGAAAUGAACUCUAGAGCUCCGCCAAACCACGCCCCGCCGAUGCAGCCCGGUUCCUCUCACUUCCCGCAGAAGACCCAGGAGCUGCAACCUCCCGCCAUAGUGCGGUCCUCGGCCGACCAUCAGCCUGUCUCGUACCAGAACUCAAACGAUUGGCCCACGCCCGUCAACGUCACCUCUCGCCCUAUUGAAGAUAAUAUUCCCCAAGCGAACCAUGCGGCCGAGGUCCUCGGUGGCAUGGAGGAUCCUGUCGAGCUCCGAGAGAAACAUAGUACUGCUCCCGACUCAGACGGCUGGGAAUUCCCCGAAGGCACAUUCCCCGAACCUGGAUCAUCGCACCCUAACCAAACACCAAACCGACCAGACACGGAUGUCUUUCCUACAGCAGAAAAUCCCCCCAAGUCGCCCAGCCGAGGUGGCUCUCACCGAAGAAAGGGGUCCAUGUCGAGACGGCGUAGUGCCGAGCACGAACUAGCGUUGAACGCGGCAAAAGCCGCUGAGAGCGGCAACUUUAAGCUGAGAUUUGGUCUAAGGGGACAUUUGGAUACUGUGCGAACCGUCAUCUUCUCUGGCGGCGGUAGCCCAGGCGAACCCGAGAUCUGCACGGCAGGUGACGACGGCAUGAUCAAGCGAUUCCACAUUCCCCGGUUAGAUGGCCACGCUGGAUCGCUUGCCAAUGCCGCCUCCGAUCUAGACGUUACCGCCAACUUUACACACCGCGGCCAUUCAGGGGCAGUCCUCUGUCUGACCUCGUGGUCUCCCGCACCCAACUUCUCUACCGGCGGCCGCGCGAUAGGCGAUGGCUGGAUAUUUUCCGGUGGCCAGGAUGCGACCAUCCGAGUGUGGGAACGCGGCAGAGUCGAUCCCAAGGCCACACUGGAAGGGCACACGGAUGCCGUCUGGGCCAUCUGCGUCCUUCCUGCGACAUUGGGCUCCGUCUUUGGCAGCUCGAGUCCCUACGGAAGCACGGAUCGAAUCCUUGUCGUGUCGGGUGGAGCUGACGGCUCAGUCCGUCUGUGGUCUGUGAGCGCGCCUCCUCAACUGAGCUCGCCGCAACCUGGAACGAACCGAGCGAUGACUGGCCGUGGAGGACGGGUGCGUGGUAACUCGAUGAGCUCCGGUAGCGGGUUCGCCAGCACACCACAACCCACCAUGGCAUCGAACUCGCCCUUUAGCCACACAUUGGUGCACAACAUUAGUCGACCAGAUAACCCCGAGGCGACUCCGACGUGCAUUACGCCGCUUGGCACCUCGGGAACUUCGUUUGUUGUUUCUUAUUCAGAUGCGGCCAUCAUUGUCUAUGACACGAGGACCGGUGACCGCAUCGGCCACAUGGAAAGCACAGAGACAUAUGACGGGUCGAUCAAGACGAGCGUAAACGCUGUUGUGGCAACGACGCUUGGUCUGGAUCAGGCAAGCCAGCACGGCGGCGGUAUGGGCGAGGAGGAAACCAGCACCGGAGCUACCGGUGGUGGACGAUCGAUGGCUGGCUCGGGAGUCGAAGGGACGAUCAUCUCUGGACACGAAGACCGCUUCGUCCGGUUCUUUGACGCCAACAGCGGCCAAUGUACAUAUAACAUGAUCGCCCAUCCAGACGCCAUCUCGAGUCUGUCUCUCAGCCCCGACGGCCGCGAGCUGGUCAGCGCCGGCCACGACGCAUCCCUUCGAUUCUGGAGCUUGGAGAAGCGCACGUGCACACAGGAGGUGACGAGCCACCGGGUGAUGCGAGGCGAGGGCAUCUGCGCUUGCGUAUGGAGCCAGGACGGGAAGUGGGUGGUAAGCGCAGGAGGCGACGGGGUCGUCAAGGUCUUUGCGCGGUAGCCGGGCCAUGUUUUAUCCCAGGCUCGAGCCGAUGUUGUUUCUUUUGGGGAGCGCGUUGCUGGUGCUGG
Messenger RNA from Ilyonectria robusta, 2900 nucleotides. Its product is annotated as WD40-repeat-containing domain protein. The record is from RefSeq and is a predicted model, not a curated record. The transcript is spliced from 3 exons. Gene Ontology annotation, molecular function: protein binding. Bases 346 to 2832 code for a protein of 828 amino acids. Lineage: Eukaryota; Fungi; Ascomycota; Sordariomycetes; Hypocreales; Nectriaceae.